This is a messenger RNA of Arabidopsis arenosa, 1312 nucleotides long. Lineage: Eukaryota; Viridiplantae; Streptophyta; Magnoliopsida; Brassicales; Brassicaceae. The record is from the annotation of a GenBank genome assembly.
AAGAAAAAUAUAAUUAUUUCAUAAAUUGGGAGUUUCAUGAUCUGAAUUCUGAAACCCCAAAUCGAGGUAAAGGAACCAUGUCUUAUUGCGCCUCUUUCUUCUUACUUUUCCUUUUCUCAUUCCUCACUAGCUUCAGGGCUUCUGCUCAAGAUCCUUUUUACCUAAGCCAUAAUUGUCCAAAUACGACAACUUACUCAAGUAACAGUACUUACUCCACCAAUCUCAAAACCCUUUUGUCCUCUCUCUCUUCCCGCAACGCCUCUUAUUCCACCGGAUUCCAAAACGCCACGGCGGGACAAGACACCCACAGGGUCACUGGAAUUUUCCUUUGCCGCGGAGACCUCUCGCCGGAAGUUUGCAGUAACUGCAUCGCCUUCUCUGUUCACGAAUCGUUAAUUCGGUGUCCAAAUGAGAGAGAGGCCGUGUUCUAUUACGAGGAGUGUAUGCUCAGAUACUCUAACCGGAAUAUAUUAUCCACUCUAAACACCGAUGGAGGAAUUGUCAUACAGAACACCAUGAAUUUUACAGCUGUCAAAAAAGAUCGGUUCAGAGAUUUGGUCUUGACCCCCAUGAACUUAGCCGCCAUUGAAGCCGCGAGGAGUUUCAAAAAAUUCGCUGUGAGAAAAGUUGGUUUAAAUGCACUCCAGAGUUUGUACGGAAUGGUUCAGUGCACUCCUGACCUGACGGAACAAGACUGCUUAGACUGUCUGCAACAAAGCAUCAAUCAAGUAACCAAUGACAAAAUUGGGGGAAGAAUUCUUGUGCCGAGCUGUAAUUCAAGAUACGAUCUUUACGCGUUUUACAACGAUUCCAACGUUGGAACACCUCAACCGCAGUUGGAUUCAGCCCCUCCUCUACCACCACCGCCGAUUUCAACUUCUUUACCACGACCUGGAAAAGGCAGAAACUCCUCUGUCAUAGUUAUUGCUGUUGUUGUUCCAAUCACUGCCGUUCUUCUGCUCUUUGUAGCUGUGUUUUGUGUCCGGGCUAAAAAUAAGAGGACGCUUUAUGAGAUGGAACCACUAGCUCGAGAAGAUGCUGAUGAUCGUCCAAACAUGUCAGUGAUCGUCCAAAUGAUCACUACUAGCUCGAUCGUUCUCCCCGUGCCUAAACAACCUGGAUUUUUCUUUCGGGGUAGGAAUGAACAAGUAGGAGAACUGGGUCCAUCUAUGGAUAGGCUUGCUCUCUGUUCAAUCGAUGAUGCUUCCAUUACUAGUGUAGCUCCUCGUUGAAGACAAAACUAUUAACUAAAAGUUGUGCUAUAUGAUUCUAGUCGUUUAAUAAGCUUGGACUAUAAACAAAGAUUCGUCUA